AUGGCGGGCGUCGAUAAGUACUUGAGCUCGAGCUCUAGUAUUCAUCCAAAGGGAAUGGGUACUUAUACCACAGCAACAAUAUUGGAUCUCGCGCACUUCAAUUAUCCAUGGAUUCUUUUGGUCGUAUUUCUCGUCUCAUUCGUCACACAUAGCAUCCUAACUGCUGAGUCUUCUGAUGAAUCUGGACCGGUGCUCACAGGUCCUGGCGGAAAACCUUUACCGCGGUCUGUUAGGAGGACAAAACAAGAUAAGGAUAGGCUCAAGCUGCAAGAUUUCAGCCCUGUUCGGAAAUUAUUAUUUCUCUGGCUUUCGGCUGGUGUUCUGGGAACGUUUCUCGGCAAUGCGAUCAACAUUGUGGUACAUGCCCUCGAUAAACGGGAGAAUGGUUGGUGGUGUGGCGAAGCAACUGCAGUUACAUGGUUCGUUGCGCUGGUUAUUGAAAUUGUGCUUUUUGCCGCUUCGUUAUCGUUAUAUACCUCAGCUCACCCAGAACUCAACUCACUGCUUACAUACGAUCCGGAAUUUCACAAAUAUGCAACCCAAUGGGAAAUUGUUGAGCUUGUACUCGAUGCAAUUCGGGUAGUUCUACUUUUCUUCUGCGUAGCUUUUUAUUGUGUCUUCACUAUUGAACGCUCAUUCAAAGGCAAAAUUGCAAGUCGUCAGAGUAGCAGUGAGCCUGAUGAGAACAGCCCUCUCCUUUUCAAUGGUCGAGCGAAUGGGAACGGUCAUGUUUCCGGAAAUGGUUCAAUUGCAAAUGCAUCUGCUGCAGACUCUUUAUCGUUGAAUGGACACGCGACUGCGAAUGGUACUGCCGUACAAGGCGCCGACAUUCAAGGGAGACCGAUUGUUCAGCAGCGUGUGGACGAAGUGCCGGCCUUUUACAAGCCUACAACGGCUACAACAAAGACGUGGUGGGAGUACUUGAAAGGAUAUUCACUCUUCUUUCCAUAUUUAUGGCCGGCUAGAUCCGUUCGCUUGCAAAUAGUAGUAGUUGUUUGCUUCCUGCUUGUCGUUAUGCAACGAAUAGUGAACAUCGCGGUUCCUUUGCAAGUCGGAAGGGUCACCGAUGCGCUCACUGGCGAUGAUGACAACGAAGUCACGAUGCCGUGGUUGUCAAUUUCUCUACUCAUUGCUUUCAAGUUUCUUCAAGGCUCUUCCGGAAUUUUAGGGGCUGCUAGAUCGGUUCUGUGGAUUCCAAUUUCACAGUACUCAUACAAGGCUCUGACCACCGCCUCAUUUGAGCAUGUCCAUGGUCUUAGUCUGGAUUUUCACCUCGGGAAGCGCACCGGAGAAGUCCUAUCAGCACUUACAUCAUCACCUUUUCCUACCUUUACCUUACCAUCCGAAUGGCAAGAUGGCGAUCAGACCAACGUCGACAAUGCAAACCUCAGCCGUGAGGAGGACGCUGUCAAGAAUGACUCUCUGACGUCUUAUGAGACGGUCAAAUACUUCAAUGCUGAAACUUAUGAAUUUGAUCGUUACCGACAGGCGGUCUCGGCAUUUCAGAAAAUGGAAUUCAAAGUAACCAUUUCUUUGAAUAUCCUUAACAUUAGUCAAAACUUGGUCUUCAUGGCUGGACUUCUUGUAACUUCUUUCAUUGCUGCAUACCAAGUUACCACUGGUAAGCGUCAAGUGGGACAGUUUGUGACUUUAAUCACAUACAUGGGUCAACUUCAACAACCUCUAAAUUUCUUCGGGUCCUUCUAUCGAGGAAUUCAGAGCGCCAUGAUCAGUGGCGAACGUCUUCUUGAGCUGUUCAAAGAGGAGCCGACUGUUGUAGACGAGCCAGGUGCUCAGCCACUGCCAGCAUGUGAGGGUCGAAUAGACUUCAAUCAUGUCAAAUUCUCCUACGAUACCCGCAAGCCUGCUCUGGAGGACUUGAGUUUUACCUGCAAACCUGGCACGACUACAGCUUUUGUUGGAGAAUCCGGAGGAGGAAAAUCCACUGUUUUUCGGCUACUUUUUCGAUUUUACAAUACCCAGAAUGGUAGUAUCCAACUUGACGGCCACGACAUUAGGGAUAUAACCAUAGAUUCGCUAAGACACCACAUUGGUGUUGUACCACAGGACACAAUCCUUUUUAACGAGACUCUGAUGUAUAAUCUCCGCUAUGCCAACCAAGAUGCGACUGAUGAAGAUAUUUACAAUGCAUGCCGAGCUGCAUCAAUCCAUGAUAAGAUAUUGGCGUUUCCGGAUGGUUACGACACGAAGGUCGGUGAGCGAGGUCUUCGUCUUAGUGGUGGCGAGAAGCAACGAGUGGCGAUAGCACGAACUAUCAUCAAGAAUCCCCGGAUCAUCAUGCUUGAUGAAGCCACUGCCGCAUUGGAUUCUGAUACUGAACAACACAUACAAGAAGCAUUAACGACCUUGUCCGAAGGCCGUACUAUGCUAGUCAUUGCCCACCGAUUGUCCACCAUCACUAAUGCAGAUCAAAUAUUGGUUCUCCAUGCUGGGCAAGUCGCUGAAGCUGGAACUCAUAGCGAGCUCUUACUUAAGAAAGGUCGAUAUGCACAGAUGUGGAAGAAGCAAAUCAGAGCCGAGCGAGCAGCUGAGAAAGCUUCCGAGAUGGUAGCUAGAGCCAGAGCUCUCAGUGAAGCAGCUUCCAUUCAGACUCCCGGCAGUCACUCUAGCAAGGUCAAUGGUGGCAGUACGGAAGUAAGCGAAUACGAGGGAGACAAUCACAGCAAUAGGACACUCGUCGCCUCAACUUUAGCGACAAGAGCUCCUACUCGAACUCCGGAGAGUCGAAUCAACGAUGACAGUGCUAGUUCUAAAUCUAGCUCUAGUUUAGAUUCAGAUGGCCACAAAUCAGAUGAGGAUAAGCAAACGGGGAAUCACAAAUCUGACGACAAAGCCGGUGUCGACAAGUCGGACAAGUCAAACAACCGUUGA
This is a messenger RNA of Sclerotinia sclerotiorum 1980 UF-70, 2892 nucleotides long. RefSeq lists its product as hypothetical. Gene Ontology annotation, biological process: transmembrane transport. The record is from RefSeq and is a predicted model, not a curated record. NCBI's taxonomy places the organism in Eukaryota, Fungi, Ascomycota, Leotiomycetes, Helotiales, Sclerotiniaceae. Gene Ontology annotation, molecular function: ATP binding; ABC-type transporter activity; ATP hydrolysis activity. The coding region runs from base 1 to 2892 and encodes 963 amino acids. The transcript has 4 exons. Gene Ontology annotation, cellular component: membrane.